Eutrema salsugineum is the source of this 2508-nucleotide messenger RNA. RefSeq names its product wall-associated receptor kinase-like 4. The transcript is spliced from 3 exons. Gene Ontology annotation, cellular component: plasma membrane. The coding region runs from base 75 to 2351 and encodes 758 amino acids. The record is from RefSeq and is a predicted model, not a curated record. Gene Ontology annotation, biological process: protein phosphorylation; cell surface receptor signaling pathway. NCBI's taxonomy places the organism in Eukaryota, Viridiplantae, Streptophyta, Magnoliopsida, Brassicales, Brassicaceae. Gene Ontology annotation, molecular function: ATP binding; calcium ion binding; protein serine/threonine kinase activity.
CCAUCUAAUCUCAUCUUGAAAUUCGUCAGAAGACUAAAAAUACCAGAUCGGGUUGAAAGAACAAGAACGAGAGUAUGAAAGCAGAGACUCACAACCUACUCUGUAUUAUACUAGUCAUCUCUGUCCUAUCUCUGUACAUCAAUGGCGUUUCAUCAGCAAGAAAACCUCCAGAUCUGUGUAAUAGAGCCUGCGGAGGAAUAUCUAUUCCUUUCCCGUUCGGUAUCGGUGGGAAAGAUUGCUAUUUAAACCCGUGGUACGAGGUUGUCUGUAACAGAAACUCUGUUCCUUUUCUCUCAAGGAUCAACAGAGAAUUGGUGAAAAUCUCUCUUCCAAGUGAUCGUGAGGAUGGGUUAGUUCACAUAAAAGGUCCAGUAACUUCCUCCGGUUGCUCUACGGGAACAUCUCAGCAUCCGCCUUUAAACGUUGCCGGCCAAGGCAGCCCUUAUUUCCUCACGGACAAGAACCUCCUCGUGGUGGUUGGUUGCAACGCCAAGGCAGUUAUGACGGAUAUCAAAUCGCAGAUCGUCGGUUGCAAGUCGAGCUGCAACGAGACAAAUAGUAGCCAAGAAGCAAGAAACAAGAUUUGCAAUGGUGAUAAAUGCUGUCAGACGAGGAUACCGGAAGGGCAGCCGCAAGUAAUAGGAGUUAACUUAGAGAUCCCCGAAGGUAGCAACACAACACAAGGAGGAUGCAGAGUUGCUUUUUUGACGAGCAAGAAGUAUUCGAGUUUGAAUGUUAAAGAGCCAGAGGAGUUUCAUGGUGAUGGAUACGCGGUGGUAGAGUUAGGAUGGUACUUUGAUACUUCGGAUACUUUGGAUCCUCGUGUUUUAACCCCCAUAGGCUGUUUGAAUAUGUCAGAUCCAUCACAAAAUGGCGGGUACUGGGAAGACACGAGCUGCGUUUGCUCAUAUGGCUACUUCUCUGGACUCAGCUAUAGGAACUGCUUUUGUAACUCAGUGGGUUUUACAGGGAAUCCGUUCCUUGCAGGUGGAUGUGUAGAUGUUGACGAAUGUAAACAAGAAGUAGGACGGGAAAAGUGUAAAGACCUAAACUGCGUGAAUAUGCCUGGUCGGUUUAAGUGCGUGCCAAAGAAAACCGAGCAGCUAAAAAAAAAGCCAGUGAUUCAAGGAGUUCUUAUUGGUUUGGCAUUGUUGCUUUUCACCUUUGGAAUUUUCGGGCUGUACAAGUUCGUUAAGAAGAGGAGGAGGGUCAUCCGAAUGAGAAAUUACUUCAGACGUAAUGGAGGUAUGUUGUUAAAACAACAGUUAGCUAGAAAAGAAGGCAAUGUAGAGAUGUCAAGGAUAUUUAGCUCGAGUGAGUUAGAGAAAGCUACUGAUAACUUCAACAAGAAUAGGAUCCUUGGGCAAGGCGGUCAAGGUACUGUGUACAAGGGAAUGUUGGUUGAUGGUAGAAUCGUGGCAGUGAAAAGAUCAAAGGUUGUGGAUGAAGAAAAAGUAGAAGAGUUCAUCAAUGAAGUCGUUGUUCUCGCACAAAUCAACCACAGAAACAUUGUGAAGCUUUUGGGAUGUUGUCUAGAGACGGAAGUUCCAGUCUUGGUUUAUGAGUUUGUUCCAAAUGGAGACUUAUGCAAGCGUCUUCAUGAUGAAUAUGAUGAUUUCACGAUGACUUGGGAGGUGCGUCUUCACAUCGCCGUAGAUAUUGCUGGAGCUUUAUCGUAUUUGCACUCUGCUGCAUCUUUCCCGAUAUACCACAGAGAUAUCAAGACUACCAAUAUACUAUUGGAUGAAAAAUACAGAGUUAAGGUGUCAGAUUUUGGAACUUCAAGAUCAGUAACCAUAGAUCAAACUCACUUGACGACUCAAGUUGCAGGUACUUUUGGGUACGUGGAUCCAGAGUACUUUCAAUCAAGCAAGUUCACAGAAAAGAGUGAUGUUUAUAGUUUUGGAGUUGUUCUUGUGGAGCUCCUAACCGGGAAAAAACCGUCUUCACGUGUCCUGUCUGAAGAAAACAGAGGCUUUGCAGCUCAUUUUGUAGAGGCAGUGAAAGGGAACAUAGUUCUUGACAUGGUUGAUGAACGGAUCAAAGAUGAAUGCAAUCUGGACCAAGUGAUGGCUGUGGCAAAACUCGCUAGAAGGUGUUUGGACCGAAAAGGGAAAAAGCGACCAAACAUGAGGGAAGUCUCAAAUGAGCUGGAGAGGAUUCGUUCAUCACCUAAUGAUGAUCCAGAGGCUCAUGUUGAGGAGGACGAUGAUGACGAAGAGGAUCUAGCCAUGGAACAUCUCAGCAUUGAUGAGAAUUGGGAUGCUGGUAUGACUGCUCCACCCUCCCUGUUUACUAAUGCAUCCCCAACGUCUGACGUCGAUCCUCUGGUUCCUCUAAGAACAUGGUGAUGAAUAAUGAGGGACUUGAAACAGUUCUUAUGUAUAUAUCCACAUUAAUUUAAUGAUUAAAAAGGUGUGAUUUCGAUUAUGAAUCUCUCGUUUUCAUCAUGUAAUUAUAAUACACACAUAUUGCAAUAUUGUGGAACCAAGAAAAAAAUAAUGAUGA